CAGAUGAGAACUGGAAACAGCAACUGCUGCUUCAAAGGAAGAAGCAAUCACCAAGGGAAGGAAAGUGUGCAAAGGUCACAAUCGCUCGUCUUUGGCUAAAAAUGAUGUAAGAGCUGUAAUAUGCUUCGCCAAGACCAGGCUGACACCUACAUGACAGGAUGUUCACUUUUUGUAUGUAUUCUGUGGUAACCAAUCAGAUCCAUUUGACUGGUUUGACACAUGAGCUUCAUUUCCUUCACUUGCUGAUGAACCAACACAUUAUCAAAGAAGAGACCGAGUCAAGAUGAAGCUGUUUUGGGUUACUCUGCUUCUUUUUCAGCGAGGAUGCACACAUGUUCCAGUGACCACGGUUCAACUCGGUGAACCUGCGACCUUAAAAUGUGCUCUGCCCAAAAUCGAGAUCAGCCACCGAGAACUGAGCUGGUACAAGCAGAGCAACGGGGAUACUCUGACGUUAAUGGUGACUGUGCGGAAAGCUAUAAAACCCAUCUUCUCACCAGAGUUCUCAGAGUCAAGAUUUGAGGUCAAAUAUGACCACGACUCCAACAACCUGACCAUCCUGAGAACGAGUGAAGAGGACGAGGGAAUGUAUCACUGUGCGGUCACUGAGUGGAUCAGCAAAACUGAAUGGAGCGGAACUUAUUUGGUCGUCAAAGGAAACACUGAGAGGACAACAGAGCUGAGAGUCGUUCAGGAGCCGACAGUCUCUGAUCAGCUCCGUCCAGGAGACUUGAUGUCUCUGCAGUGUUCAGUCCUCUCUGACCCGGACAGUAAAACGUGUCCCGGAGGUCACAGCGUGUUGUGGUUCAGAGCCGGAUCACAUGAAUCUCGUCCAGACAUCAUCUACACUGCUGGAAACAGACGUGAUGGAUGUGAGGAGAGAUCUGCCUCUCAGAAAAGCUGUGUUCAUCACUUCUCUAAGAACAUCAGCUCCUCUGAUGCUGGGACUUACUACUGUGCUGUGGACACAUGUGGACGCCUUUUAUUUGGAGAUGGGACCAAAGUGGACGUUGAAGAUAACAGUAUCAGGAAGUUUUCACUGAAGGAAACCACAGUUACUUUUCUGCUCUGUGCUGCCUUGGCCCUCACGCUCAUCGUUAUAGCCUUCCUUAUUCAUGCCAUCAAGACAAACAACAACGCAUCUGAUGCUUUGGGAGAAAACUGUGAUGUUUGGAGAAGACAGAUGUUGGAGAGUUUAAAGAGAGAUCAGGUUUAUUCUGCCGUCGUCUUUACCGUGAUGAAAUCAAAGAAAGGAGCAAAAGCAGCGGAGAAAGAGAGGAUCUACGCCGCUGUGAAGGCUUUUGAGAUGGAUCAGUGAUUCAAUAGGGUCUGCUUUUUAGCACUUAGUUCUGCAUGGUCUACAUAACAGUCGUCUUAAGAUUCAAAGGGUGUAAUGGCCUGUUUGAUUGUUCUCAACAUUUUAUAAAGCAUUCUGAUUCACAAUGUGCUGCAACAUUUUAAAGACACACUUCUUCCUAAAAGUAGACAGCAGAGUAUUUUCUGUGGUAGAUCCAAAUAGAUGAAUGUACUCUUAAUUAGGGGUUGCACCUUCUUAUUUGUUCUCUACUCCCACACGUCCUGUGCUGGGUUGCAGGAGGUCGAGAGACGCUGUUUAGAUUGUUUUUUACAGUGUUUUUACUUGUUUGUCUUCAGUGUACAUUACAUAGACUGUAAAUGUUACUUCACAAAGCACGGAGGGAUGUCACCCGUCUGUUCCUGCAGGGGGCGCUGGAGUCCCAUCGAUGGCGGUCUCCAUGCUGGAAAUGCUGUCUCAGUCU
Labrus bergylta (ballan wrasse) is the source of this 1778-nucleotide messenger RNA. The record is from RefSeq and is a predicted model, not a curated record. NCBI's taxonomy places the organism in Eukaryota, Metazoa, Chordata, Actinopteri, Labriformes, Labridae.